CACAGCGGGAGUGCCAAGCCAGUGAAUUCAACUGUACCAAUGGGAGGUGUAUCCAUGGUAGCUAUAGAUGUGACUUUGACGAUGAUUGCGAGGUCCGCAUGAGCAACUGCUUGCCUCGGAUCCUGUUGCCGACGAGAAUCUCUUCCGUUGCCCGAACACCAGCCUCUUCAUCUCGGAGUCGUGGAGAUGUGACAGAAUUCCCGACUGUCCCCACGGUCACGACGAGAUUCUCAACUGCGAUCGGUAUGACGACUGUGACAGGUUCGGAAUGGUCAACUGCAGCAGCGGAGGAUGCGUGAAGGCCAGCGUCGUCUGUGACGGUAGCCACGAUUGUCCAGGCGGCUCCGAUGAAGUCUGUCCUAAACGAGAGUGUGACCUGACAAAGGAAUUUGAAUGCCACCACACCGCAGUGGGUCUCGAGUGCCUACCAACAGACUGGCUGUGUGACGGAGACAUUGACUGUUUCGAUGCGACCCACUCUGACGAAGUCAACUGCAUUUCCGUGUGUGAAGAGACGGAGUUUCCAUGUGUUACCGGAGGUCAGUGUGUCCCAAACCAGGCCCAGUGUGAUGGAACUCAUGACUGUCAAGACGGCAGCGACGAAUACAGCUGUGACAGAAACACAGUCCCCAUCCCGUGCCACAGUGGUUUCUUCCAGUGCCACAACGGUGAAUGCGUUGGCGACAGUCAACUCUGCGAUGGGGGCCGAGAUUGUGAGGAUGGGACCGACGAACACCCCAUGUGGUGCAAUGAGUCAGGUUCUGGAAGUGGGACUGUGUGUACCGGGGACUCACAUGGUUGCGAACACUACUGCAAUGAUACAAGCCACGCCUACCACUGUUCCUGUUACCCUGGAUACGUCCUUGGCGAUGACAGAAAGUGUUGCCUUGACAUAAACGAGUGUGAAGAUCGCAGUAAGUGCAGCCAGCUGUGUUGCAAUAAGCCUGGAAGUUACGAGUGCCGGUGUGUUGACGGUUUUCACCUCCAGAAAGAUGGCAGCUGCAAGCCAACUGGACCCAGAGGAUACCUUCUUCUGCUGGACAAAGUGAGCGUUAGUUCCAUCCAAUACGGCACUCACUCGGCAAGGAAGGUCGUAAGAGAUCUUGCUCAGGCCUUCGCCUUCGACUACCACUUUCGCCUAAAGCGUCUCUACUGGUCUGAAUCUGACCUAUCAAGGAGCCGUCAUAAAGUGUGCACCUCUCGUCAAUCGUGUUGAGGUCGAUAACAUCACCAUUGUCAUAGAUACUGGACUGACCAGCCCGCACGGACUUGCCGUUGACUGGAUCUCGAACAAGAUUUACUGGACCGACAUCACCAGGACGCUUGUCUCUGUGGCAGAGUUGGACGGCAGCAAAAGAACCGUUCUGUUCAGCAGUGAUAUGAAGAAACCACGUGGAAUCGCGCUCGACCCUACUACUGGGUUUGUAGUACAGUGGAACUCCUAUCUAAGGACACCUCUGAAAUGAGGACACCUCUCUAAUUAAUGUAUAUAUAGCCCACCACGGCGGUUUACACUGCGUUAUCCAGUUGUACUAGAGGUAUUCAGGAUGGUCG
Molecule: messenger RNA, 1554 nt
Organism: Geodia barretti
Lineage: Eukaryota; Metazoa; Porifera; Demospongiae; Tetractinellida; Geodiidae
Source: the annotation of a GenBank genome assembly